Molecule: messenger RNA, 7216 nt
Organism: Oreochromis niloticus (Nile tilapia)
Lineage: Eukaryota; Metazoa; Chordata; Actinopteri; Cichliformes; Cichlidae
Product: metal transporter CNNM1
Biological process (GO): transport; magnesium ion homeostasis
Cellular component (GO): plasma membrane
Molecular function (GO): transmembrane transporter activity
Source: RefSeq, a predicted model, not a curated record
GCAUUUAUUGUUGUUUUUAUUUCCAUGUAGAAACUACAAUUAAUAAAAUAAUAAGCAAUAAUAGCAGUGUUCCAAAAUCGACCCACGCUGAAAGCUGUUGAACCAACUGUGUUAGCACAUUUUAGCCCAUGAGGUCUGUCGCUGAUCGUUACUCUAACACUCACCCAAAACAAACAAACUAAAAAGUUAUUUUUCACAAGUCUUGCUGUUUGAUCCCAUUAUUUUCACUGAAAAUUAUUAUUUUCAGGUCAUUCUACAGCACACAGUGAUAGUUCAGACAAUGGGCUCGUUUUAUGGCAGGAGUACAGGGAGUAAUCUUUAUUAUUUCAGGAAUCAGGGAACUAGCUAACACAGAGUCAAAGUGCAUGAUAUAGGCUUCUGGCUGCUCAACGGUCCCGAGUAUUCUUUAUCAUAUUUUUCAUUUCAUUGCAGGAGGUUCAAUAUUGUCUUGCUGAAAUAUGUAAGACCUCACCUGCAAAUGACAUCAUGUGGAUUGGAGAAAAUGUUGCUCUACAACCUGUUUAAGACUUUUAGCAUUCAUUUCCAGAUGUGCAAGUUGUGAAUUCCAGGCUUUUUCAGACAUGAAUGCAUUCCCAUACCAUCAGAGAUGCCCCCGUCUGUUUGGAGAAGAUUGAGUAUCCAUGUUUUCCAAAAGGAACUUCAAAUUUCAAUGUGUCUGACCACAGAACCGUUAUACGAUUUGGCUCAGUCCUUUUGGAAUUAGCUUUGGAUCACUGAGUUUCUGGGUUUCUGGUUUGUGUCCACUUAUGGCUUCUUAGAGCUUUAGCCUGCACUUGUGAAUAGCACAACAAACUGUGUCCACAGACAGUCAUUUCUGGAGGUUUUUGAUGCAGUGACUUCCAUGACAGAACCAUGUCCAUUUUUUAAUGCAGUGCUGUCUUAUGGCCCGAAGAUCACAGCCAAUCAGUACUGAUUUUCAGUCUUUUCCUUUGCACAGAGAUUUCUUGAAAUUUCUCUAAAUCUUCUGGUAAUAUGAUGAGAUAUUCAAAGUCUUUGCAGUUUUACACUGAGGAACAUUGUUUUGAAAUUGUUCCACAAUUUGUUAAUGUGUUUUUCCCUUCUUUUUUUAUUGUUCUUUUACUUAUUGGUGAAUCUCGACCCAUUUUGACUUCUGAGAAACUCUUUCUGUCUGAGAUGCUCGUUUUAUAGCCAGUGAUGUUGCUCACAUGUUGCCAGUUAACCUGAUCAGAUGCAAACUUUUCCUAAAUCUGCUUUUGUCACCCCGUCCCAACUGUUCUGAUAUUUGACAUGUUUUCUAAAAUAUGGGUUUAUGAGAUUGCCAAAUAAUCGCACUCUGUUAUUUAUUUAUAUUUUACAUAGUACCCCAAACUUUUUAGGAAUGUAUUUAGAUUUAAAUGAGCUCGAUCAUUUAGGAUAAAAUAAAGUUAUUAUUUAAACGCUGGAUCGAUGAAGGUGAAAGGAUGCUUGGAGUUGCAAAGCGCAACAAAUCUAAUGUAAACUCCACAGUGAAAUCCACGAGGCUAUUAUUAGAAAGUUGCGUCACGGCAAGGUACAGAAGCCCCCCCGUCUGUGUGUGUGUGCAGGCGAACAUCAUUAUCAGCACCGCAGUCAGCGGAGCGCUGAUGGUCCCUCCUUCUUCCACAUGGACCGGAACCGCGCUGCACGUGACCCGGAGACCGUGGACUAAGAGAGCUUCUCACACCGCAUCAUGGCUGCAUCCGAUGCGGCCGCGCGAUACCGAGCCGUCUCCCUGCUCUGCUGCGGGGCUCCGCUCUCUCUGAGCCGGCUGCUCCUGCUCCUCUGCACCUGUUCGCUGCUGCCAGCCCCGGCACUCGGCUUGCUCGGCUUCCGACCAGAGGAGACCGGGGCGGAGCUGUCCGUGGAGGACGGGGUGCUGAAAGCCACCGAGGGGACUCGCUUCAUACUUCGGGUGUACUAUUCCACCUCCUCGCAGAGACUCAACCGUGCUCGUGCCAACAACGCCGCGCCCUGGAUCGCCUUCAUCGAAGAGCCAGCUCCCGGCAGAGAGGGGCAAGUUCACCCGAAGCGGAACAUGUGCAUGGACAAGAACGCCAGCACCUCCGACAUCGAGGUUUUGGGCUCUUUCAAGUCUGCUUCCAGUCAGAACUCGGUGCUGGUGGAGCUGCUGGCCAAAGACCUGAGGAGAGGGGAGAAGAUUAAAUAUUAUUCCAUGUGCGCCUUUGACGGAUCCAAAUGGGAACACUACCGGACGAGAGAUUUCUGGGUGGCCGUGAAGGAGCGCUCUGCAGUGCCGGAGCUCUGGCUGCAAGUGCUGGUCUCCGUCCUCCUGCUCGGGCUGUCAGCUCUGUUCAGCGGGCUGAACUUGAGCCUGCUGGCGCUAGAUCCAGUGGAGCUACAGGUCCUCCAGAACAGCGGCACCGACACCGAGCAGAACUACGCGCGGAAAAUCGAGUCUGUGCGUCGGCACGGUAACUACGUCCUGUGCACUUUACUGCUGGGGAACGCGAUCAUAAACGCCUCGCUCGCCGUGUGGAUGUGCCAGAUACUGGGCAUGACCUGGCUCUCCACGGUCAUCUGCGCCUUCGGGAUCUUCUUCAUCGGGGAGAUUCUUCCACACUCGGUCGCAUCGCGCCACGGCCUGGCCAUCGCGUCCAAAACCAUCUGGGUGACACGGCUGCUCAUGGUGCUCUCCUUCCCCAUCUCAUACCCCAUCAGCAAGCUGCUGGACCUCAUCCUAAACCAGGAGAUUUCCAACUUCUACACCAGAGAAAAACUCCUGGAAAUGCUGCGAGUCACUGACCCGUACCACGACCUGGUAAAAGAAGAGCUCAACAUCAUCCAGGGAGCACUAGAACUGCGCACCAAAACCGUGGAGGACGUCCUGACCCCGCUGACCGACUGCUUCAUGCUGGCCUCGGACGCGGUGCUGGACUUCAACACCAUGUCCGAGAUCAUGCAGAGCGGAUACACGAGGAUUCCGGUAUUUGAGAACGAGAGAUCCAAUAUUGUGGACAUUCUGUUUGUGAAGGACCUGGCGUUUGUGGACCCGGACGACUGCACCCCCCUGAAGACCAUCACCCAGUUCUACAAACACCCGCUGCACUGCGUCUUCAACGACACUAAACUGGACGCCAUGCUGGAGGAGUUCAAGAAAGGCAAGUCCCACCUCGCCAUCGUGCAGCGCGUUAACAAUGAGGGUGAGGGUGACCCUUUCUACGAGGUGAUGGGCAUCGUGACCCUGGAGGAUGUCAUUGAGGAAAUCAUCAAAUCAGAGAUCUUGGAUGAGACAGAUCUCUACACUGAUAAUCGCACAAAGCGUCGUGUUUCUCAUCAUGAGCGAAAGCAGCAGGACUUCUCCAUCUUCAAACUGUCAGAAAAUGAGAUGAAAGUGAAGAUUUCCCCCCAGCUUCUCCUGGCAACACAUCGUUUCCUCUCCACAGAGGUGGAGCCCUUCAAACCAACACACAUCUCAGAGAAGAUCUUAUUGAGGCUCAUCAAACACCCCAGUGUGGUUCAAGAACUCAAGUUUGAUGAGAAGAACAAGCGAGCCUCUCAGCACUUCCUGUUCCAGCGCAACAAACCAGUGGACUAUUUCAUCCUAGUGCUACAGGGUCGAGUUGAAGUAGAGUUUGGUAAGGAGGCACUGAAGUUUGAGAAUGGAGCGUUCUCUUAUUUCGGGGUCCCGGCCAUCAUGCCAGCAGUCCACAGAUCGCCCUCUCGUAGCAGCGGUUUGGACCGCUCUGAGUCGAUGCUCUAUGGGGGGAAGCAUGAGCCAGCUGAAUGGAGGGGGGGAGUCUACCUGCCAGACUACUCUGUAAGGCAGCUCACUCACCUUCAGCUCAUCAAGAUCACCCGGAGUCACUACCAGAAUGCAGUAACAGCUACCCGGAUGGACAGCUCCCCUCAGACCCCUGAUGCUGACACCCGUCUGACAGAAAGCAACUCCCCGACCCCCGGGCCUCCAGCACCAGAGCCCACCACCACCACACUGAUGCCCCCAGAGCACACUACUGCCACCCUUAUGCCCCCACCCAGGGAGACCAGUCGGCCCAGUUCAGCCCGAACCCGGGGACAGCAGUCCAGUGUACCGCACAGCACCUCCCUGCUCAAUGAGAAGAACCGCAUUGUCCGCAGCAAGUCUGAUGGCCAGAAGAGUCCGAGUGAUUCGGUGUUUCUGAGGAUGGAUGAGAUCCCCUACAUCAGAGAGGACAGAUGUGAGCCUGACAGACAUGCUGACAUGGCCUCUGUUCCCAUAGAAACGGACACAUCCCCUUUCAUCAGCAGCCUGUCGCUGAGUGGUUCAGAGGACACACUGGGCAAGAAACUGCUGCUCAAACUAAGCCACAAGAAGAGGAAAAAAUCUCGUGAAGGGGAAAAGACACCAGAGGACAUUUCAGAGCAGCCGCUGGUGAAAACCUAGCAGACUGUGUGUGAAACAGACCUGAAUACACUCCAUCAUGUGAUGGUUCUUUAAGCUGUUUGUAAAGACAAAUGUGGCUGCUGAAUUACAGCUCUCAGAGUUUUAUCUGAAAACACACUCCAAAAGCCCGCACUGUUGGAGACCGUAAAGUGGGCCUGUUUCCAGGAAUGCACAGAACCUGUGGGUGGAAGACACCAUUCUAACAAGAAGUGGGGGUGCAGCUUUAGCAACAUGCACCAAACCCUCAGCUCUUUAAUUCACUGUAUCAAAAAACACAAGCUUCAGCACUAUGCCAUGGCUUCUCAUCUCCAGGCUCUUGUGUGGAUGCACAUGUAUAAAGAAAAGACUGUGAAUGUAAAAGAUUUAUAGAAAAAUAGUUUUUUUUUUUUUUAUACUACUCACGUAAGACUACUUCUUCAAUGGAGCUAAAGACACUGAUGUUGCACGGGAAACAGAGGGAAGACACCAAAGAUGUUGCUGUUUUGUACGUACUGCUCCAAAAUGCACAAGUGAAAUUAUAGUAAAGGUUCUUUUAAAGGCUGCCUGAUUAGCACCCAUUAUGUAAUAAUUAGAGUUUCAGCCUACAGUGCAGAAAUAUUGUCUUUUCGCAUUUUAUUUGUUAACACUUGCAUUUCAUAUGCAGUCAGUCACAAAUUUUUCCACUAGUCGCUCACAAAAUGUGGUCACACUGGUUAAAUAGCAUACAGCGAUUUCUGAUGGUAUGGAGGCCCAGAAGUGCCAACAGAAAAAAACAAAGAAAGAACAAAAUGAAAACAUCAUCAAACAUUGCUGAUGCUUGUGUGGUGUAGGCUAUUACAGCAGCGAAUUUAUAUCCAUAGUUUUGGAUGAAUGGCAUGUUCGAAUAUAAUUUGAACCUUUCGAUGUGCCCACGUGUUUCUACCCAUGCGGUGAAUCAAUUCAGUAGAUGAAGAGAAAUAUAUGGUUAUGAUAAUAUAUUUUUCAACUGCAUGUGAGUAUUACGAUUGGAGCUCUAAACCAUCGCUGAGUCUGAGAACCAUUUAAGUGUCUGUAAAACGUGGGCUGGAGACAAAUCUACUAACUGUUGAGUGUCGAACACAAAGUCAUUCCCUGUCUUGCUGAGAGCGAUUAGCUCAGCUUGGCCUAAAUCCUGGAGUCUGGUGCAAUUUGCUUUAAGCGGCUAAAAUCAGUGUUUUGUUGUGGUAACAAUAAAACAUCCCAUGCAGAGGUGUUAGCAAAGGGCUAGUGAGCAUUUAGACUCAAAACGCUGGUAGACACUAUGGCCAAAAAAUGGCCACCAUGAUGUCAUCUAUUUGUUAGAGAAGUCUCAUUGUUGGGGGUUAUGCGGGUUUCAUGGAAGUCAUGUUUUAAACUCAUGGCUGAAAACAUCAGGAAAGUGUUUUUUUGGAAAUAAUCCAGCAUUUAAAUAUUGUUCUGCUCUGAUGUUUGCUACAUGUGCUGCAGGCAGUGCUGAGUGUAUGAGAAACAGUGGCAGCUGAGCCACAGAGCCAAAGACCACACCAGGCAGUGUUCUGGCUCUAAUAUAAGAGGAUGUAAUGAUUAUAUAACUCUCCUUAAACGUUGUUAGCGGAGGUGGAGGAGUGUCUUUAAAAGGCUUUGUUUGUUUUUCUUUUUGCUGCAUGUAUCCACCUACAGUUUGUAUGACAGCAGUGCUGAAAACACCCAGUGCCACAGUUUGUGGAUGACGUCAUUGCUUGAAAUCAUGCUCCUUCUUGGUUUUGAUAGUUGAGACAUCUCGCUUUUUUGAUCACUUUCAUGAAGUAUAAUAUCCUGCCACUCUUAUUGUGUAGGAAAAUGAUUCAGUCAUAAUAGCAUGCAGGCCCUGGAGGUUUACUGCUGACUGUCUGAAGGCCCAAAUCAUUCAGGGUUUUCCUGAUCUGUGCAGAGCUGCUUCUGAACCUGCGCUCUCUGUUUGUCUACAUGGUGCAGCAGGGAUGGGAUGGAUGGGUGUGGCACUGUCUCACUGAGGUUCAGGAUCAGAUUUGUGCCACUGCAGCACAGACCUGGAGCAGGAGGAGGAGGAGGAGGAGGAGGAAGGAAUGUGAAAAAAAGGAAAAUGCACUUAAAGGCCUAAAGUUUGAUGUCAGACUCACCAAUACAGUUUUGUUUCCUGACUGAAGCCACUUUGCUGCAUUACUUUGUAAAAUGUUAUCGUGCUGCAUCAUCUGCACUUAAAAACCCUACUUGCAUAAUUGGGGGAGGGGAGGAUUAAAUUCCUUGAUUUGUUUAAAUUGAAUUUUGAAAGACAGUCAACAAAUUAGUGAGAAGCAAUAGCGUCAAACAGCCUCGCCCAGCAGUACAAAUUCAUAUUUAGGAAGUAGUGGGAGGGGUGCUUUUUAACUCUGCUCAUUGGUUAAUGUAAUAGGAGGCCAGGGAGAGAGAAACAUCCCUCCUGGGUACAAUACAUGAAACCUGCUGAGUCAUUUUGCUGCAUUGGGGCACCAGCCUCAGCCAAUCAGCAGCAUCCUUUGAGGUCAAAUCCAGACAAUAACAGAUUCUGCUGCAGGAUGUUGUUGAUUUGUUAGGUCAGUUCAUGCUUCCUGCUGUACAUCUAUUUGAGCUUUGGAGAUCAAGAUGCACUCAUAACAUGUCUGAGAUCUGUUCUGUAUAUUCACUGUUUCUGCUAUGAGACAAGGUAACAUCAGCUGAUCAGUGCAAAUUUGUUCUCAGCUGUUUUCACUGUAUUUUCUAACAGAAGGAGCCAAGUUGCAGACAUGUACAGACAGGAUUUCCUUGGAAAUAUGAGUUUAAUACUUGUAAUAUAGAAAAGCAACUAUGUGAUGUUUUUUGUAUCAGAAUAUACAAAAAUACAGAGUUCCACAAAAUACUGAA